AUGCUCCUAAAUAUUAGCAUUGAUUCAUCAAGAAACCCUUUUUCAGACAAGGUCACACUACCACAAGAUGUGGUGCGCAAGUUGGUAGAUGAUGGCGUUGAAUUCACCACAUCGAGACCCAUAUUUCUACGUCUGACAGCUUUUGAGAACUCCAAAAAUGGUCCAACUAAGCUCUGCAGUAUUUCUGUUAGUGUUAGAGAGUUUGCGCUCGAGGACUCUCAAUCAGUAGUGAUACCUUGGUACCUGGCCUUUAAAAUGAACAUUCUGGACAAGAUUAAUCGUAAUGAAAUAUUUAUGGACUAUGUGCUUGACGAGGCUAUCCCAGAUGGCUCACACGUCUCGUUAGAGCCUCUCGGUUCAAUUGCCUGGCGCAAUUUACAACAAAACUCACAAAAAUACGCGAACAGCCCUGUCGUUGAUGAGCCAUUCACCGAGAAGUUUGUUCUAGAUGAUUUCUUCCUCAAAAGCUUUCUGGAAGCCCGUUUAAACAAUGCCUUUUCUAGUAUAAGCAAGGACGAUUAUAUAUUAAUGUCCACGAACUCCAACGGCGAGCUUUCGGACAAACUGUACAAGUUUAAAGUGGAAGGACUAUCUCCGGGAAGCACGGUAAAUGUGGUUAACACAGAUCUUGAGCUAGAGGUUGUGCGUACUAUAAAAGCCCCUGCUCACACUGCCGGGACUGGUAUCAGCAGCAGCAGCGAACUAUCCGUUGGUGAACAAGGCAGAAAGAACGUCAGAGUCUCAAUUGGAGACGUAAUAUCAAUCACACCUUCAGAAUCAAAUACAGUUUUUCAACUAGCCAGCCGCUCCAACCUCGAGCUAUGCAUUAUUGAGAAUGACACGGACGAAUCCGGCCAGAUUUUCCUUGGAGGCGACAACACAGUUGAUUUUGAUUGCUGUUUAUUAAGCUCGAACUCAGUACCCUCUAGUAUUCUCCGCCUUCAAAAGAAUAUAAGUUCAAGAAUCGAACUUCCGGAAGGUAAGAUCUAUUUUGUAGUGAGGUUCGACGAUGGGUCGCUUGAACGAGUUCUCAAGUUUACUGUCCAAGAGAAGACCUUAGAAUUGAAUAGAAGUUCCUCCGAUCACCAGUUAUGCCCCCAUUGCGGAAACUAUAUUCCCAACACUGCAUAUGAUCUCCAUGAACUGCGAUGUUCUCGGAGCGUCAAAACUUGCCCUGAGUGCCCAAAGAAAUUCAUCAAUGUUAGCAGUGUACCGCCAGAACAUUGGCAUUGUAGCCAGCAGCAUCCUUUAAUGUUUGGUGACACAACCCGGUCCCUAAAACGUCAUCAGCACUUCUAUCAUGAACCUCAAAUUUGCGACCUUUGCCAAUCACAUUUUCAAAAUUUAGAAUUGAUGGCUAGGCAUAAGCAUGAUGAAUGUCCAAUGAAAGAACACAUCUGUCGCUUUUGUCAUUUAUCACUUCCUAGAGAAAAAUCGACUGUCGAGUCCAGAUACUUUGGCUUAUCUGGUCAUGAGUUAGCUUGUGGUAUGAAAACCACAGAAUGUUACAAAUGUGGGAAAAUAGUUAAAAGAAUGGAACUGGAUCUUCAUUUAGGUAUCCAUAAUGCAGAAAAAGUUGACAAGGCAAAAAGGCUGCAGCUUACACUAUGUAAGAACGUCAAUUGCUGUCGAACAUUGGGGGAAGUUUGGAAUGCUCAGUCUCUCUGUGAUGUAUGUUAUGGGCAAUUUUACUCUACACAGGAUGACCCCGAUGGAAGUCAGUUUCUAAAGAAACUUGAGAGGAAAUACGUUAUCCAACUUUCUAGAGGCUGUGGCUCAACUUUUUGCAAAAACAUGAACUGCAAAUCAUCCGGUUUGUCGCAAUUAUCAUCAAUGUCAGAGGUUAUGAACCAUGUUCACAAAAGCCUGAUGGUCGUUCCGAUCUCUCAAUUUUGGAUAUGUGUGGAUGAAGCAACUACGAAGAAGAAGCUUGUCGCAGACAUGUACGCUGAACUUAAAAGUGGAAAAUAUGAAAUUGAGUGGAUAUACUAUGGCGUGAAUCGGAUCCCGUCAGUCACUACAGAUGCUCUCGAUCAUUGGUUAGGGGAAAACGCAAUCCCUAGCCCUCUUAAAUAA
Molecule: messenger RNA, 2076 nt
Organism: Lachancea thermotolerans CBS 6340
Lineage: Eukaryota; Fungi; Ascomycota; Saccharomycetes; Saccharomycetales; Saccharomycetaceae
Product: KLTH0E15114p
Exons: 1
Coding region: 1-2076 (691 amino acids)
Cellular component (GO): VCP-NPL4-UFD1 AAA ATPase complex
Molecular function (GO): polyubiquitin modification-dependent protein binding
Source: RefSeq, a predicted model, not a curated record